Messenger RNA from Mesoplodon densirostris (Blainville's beaked whale), 495 nucleotides. RefSeq names its product chromosome 14 C2orf15 homolog (gene C14H2orf15). Lineage: Eukaryota; Metazoa; Chordata; Mammalia; Artiodactyla; Ziphiidae. The record is from RefSeq and is a predicted model, not a curated record. Bases 1 to 495 code for a protein of 164 amino acids. The transcript is spliced from 3 exons.
AUGUUACUCCAUCCUGGACAGAAGCAGAAGUCAACUAGCUCCACUAAUCAUCCCCAUCAGAAGGGGUUUGCAAUUCAGAAAUUGCUUCAGCCCGAGGGAACUGUCAGUGCCUGGGCCCUGAAGCAGAAGAGGUCCCUGAAGCAUGUGCUGGAGGAACACAAUCAAGUUGAAGAAACGUCUCCACUACUUAAAGAGGGACCUGCAAACUAUUUUUAUUCAGCUGUCCCAAUGGGAUUUUCUCUUAGUAAAUCUGCUACUCAGGUAUCUGCUAUGCGUAUGGAUUCAAAAGUGGAUGAUCACUUAAUGCAAGGGACUGAGAAAAGCAAAUUGGAACCAGUGACUCAGUUAUUUCAAAACACCAAGAAAAUAAGAUUAGAAGACACAAACCAAGAAAACUUUACAAGGAGCAAAGAUACUGGCACAGGAUCUCUUUCGGAGAAAGCCUUGGGUUCAGUGGUGUAUGUUAAAGAAAGUGAUGGAAUAGAACGAAGGUAG